AUGUCCUUCGUAGUCACUAUCGUGGUUACGCUCCUGGGCUCUUCGGUUGCAGUUGCAUAUGUCCUGCAGCCGUCCAACGAAGAGCCUGCAACAUCUGCUCUGACUUAUCCCAGGUGCCAAGGUGAGUCACUGGAGUCCAUCAGGAAGAGUCUCCUCAAAGCACUCAACCUGCAGACUGAGCCCCGUCUUCCUGCUGGCGGCCUGGAUGCCAUCAGAGAGCAAUGGCAGAGAACUUUUGCCACCAUGUCUCAAAGAGCUGAGCACAAUUCAGCUCCUCCAGUUGCAGCACCUACUGGUGCAAAUGGUGCUGGCCUGUCGUGCUGCUCCGUGACCUCUGAGAUCUUCAUGAAAGAUCUGGGCUGGGACAACUGGGUGAUCCAUCCAUCCAGCCUCACCAUGGUUCAGUGUGCACCCUGCAACCCAGAAACAAUGACUCUGCAAUGCCCAUCAUCCUUCACCAACACCCAUGAUGCCGCCUCACAGGUGCCAUGUUGUGGGCCCAGCUCCCAGGAAAUGGUGCCUGUCGUCUACAUGGAUGAAUACAGCACGGUCGUCAUUUCCUCCGUGCAGCUCACCCGCAGCUGUGGCUAUGGACCUGGAAACAUCCAGCAGCCCAGUAAACAGUAAAGUUGCUUUUAUUGGUAUCUGACAAAUGAGAGCCACCUGGCACAUGAACAAAAACAACACAUGUCAGAAAGAGUAGAUAACACCUCCCAAAUCCAACAAACUCUUUUGUUACAUUUGAAAGUUAAGUGUGGGAAACUAAGUUUUGCAUCCCCGUUUCUCCUGUUGUAACUGGGGAGAAUGAUACAGGGGCAGUAUAUGCACUAUAUUUGCGGAAUAAGUCAGAUUUGUUUAUUGAACUAAAUCUUAAAUCCCACUCCAGCAAGUGUUAGCAAAAGUAUUGUUGAAAAUGCUGGUAGUUUAUUGCUAAAUAGAGGUCAUGAGUUUGGAGCACUAUUUAUAGUUGCUAACUGUUACGGAGUGUUCCCUCCAGAAAUUUGAGACUGCCCGGAGCCAAAUCCUCUCACAUGCCAGUCUCUCAUCUGAGCCGUGAAACAACUCUUUCCCACCAUGGAAAAAGUUUGAAUUCAAUAUUGCAUAAGAGUAUAUACAUUUUUUUUUUUUUGUAAUGAAACAACUAAUUAAACUAAAUACAGUUUUUAAACUUCUCUUGAGUAAAUGAAAAUCUGUGCUGUACAUCUCCACAAACAUCCAUUGGUCACACUCCAGCAGAAAAUAUAAACAGGAUGAUGUUACCCCACAAUCCCCCCAAAAAACUUAUUUUGAAUGAUAUUUUAACAGUUUAGGGGUGUCAAUUCUGUUUGUCAGUCAUGUGUUGAUCCACAAUAUUUUGUUUGAUUCUGUAAUGCAUGCUUUUAUAUUCAUUUUAAACAGUGUUUGUUUUCUUUUAAUAUGCAUAUCUGAUGUCUCUCAUGACCUUUUUGAACACACAUUUUGUCUGUUGUUCGAUUAUUUGCUCUCACUCACUUCACCACGUUACCUCACAACUCACCUCUGCAAGUCGGCUAUUAUUUAUGAGUGAAGUGCUACUACACCGCCACACUUUUAUCCAUACACUGUAUUCAAAUACAAAAAUGCUUUAUUGUGCUUUUGAUGCUUUAUUUACAUCCUAAACAUCUGUACAAUGUAAAUGAUUUGAUUUCCUUCA
Solea senegalensis (Senegalese sole) is the source of this 1672-nucleotide messenger RNA. It is a transcript of the gene gsdf, whose product is annotated as gonadal somatic cell derived factor. NCBI's taxonomy places the organism in Eukaryota, Metazoa, Chordata, Actinopteri, Pleuronectiformes, Soleidae. Gene Ontology annotation, cellular component: extracellular region. The transcript has 5 exons. Gene Ontology annotation, biological process: SMAD protein signal transduction; BMP signaling pathway. Bases 1 to 627 code for a protein of 208 amino acids. The record is from RefSeq and is a predicted model, not a curated record. Gene Ontology annotation, molecular function: cytokine activity; growth factor activity.